ACCUCCCAAAAUAAAGAGCAAAGAUUGCAUUAGGAGCGAACAGCGCUGCAGAAAUAGAUGGCAGCUUCGUGUCAGUGAGUUUGCAUCCCCCUUCCUGAUCCACGAGCUGGAGUGAUUAGAGCCCUGGAAGGGAAUUGUUGCUCCCGUGGAGAAGUCCCCUUUUCCGGGCAGCCGUCUGCACUUGUACACGCUGGAUGCCUCUCUCCAUCCACCCCACUCACUCUUUCCUCUCUCACCUCCUUUCUCCCUCUCUCCUGCAUUGAUUUUUUUUUCCUUUUUAGUUGACUGAAACAAAACAAAACAAAAGGGCCACUGGAUGUCUGCCUUCUUGGGGGGUGAGCCAGACAGACUGACAAACAAACAGACCCAACUGUGUUCGGGGGAGGGUUUCUCCUCCCGUUUUGCCCGGCAGCAGCAGCAUGGACGUGUUGGCUAGUUAUAGUAUAUUCCAGGAGCUACAACUUGUCCACGACACCGGCUACUUCUCAGCUUUGCCAUCCCUGGAGGAGACCUGGCAGCAGACAUGCCUUGAAUUGGAACGCUACCUACAGACCGAGCCUCGGAGGAUCUCAGAGACCUUUGGUGAAGACUUGGACUGUUUCCUCCGCGCUUCUCCUCCCCCGUGCAUUGAGGAAAGCUUCAGGCGCUUAGACCCCCUGCUGCUCCCUGUGGAAGCCACCAUCUGUGAGAAGAGCUCAGCAGUGGACAUUUUGCUCUCUCGGGACAAGUUGCUAUCUGAGACCUGCCUCAGCCUCCAGCCAACCAGCUCUUCUCUAGACAGCUACACAGCCGUCAACCAGGCCCAGCUCAACGCAGUGACCUCAUUAACGCCCCCAUCGUCCCCAGAGCUCAGUCGCCAUCUGGUCAAAACUUCACAGACUCUCUCAGCCGUGGAUGGCACGGUGACGUUGAAACUGGUGGCCAAGAAGGCUGCCCUCGGCUCAGUAAAGGUGGGCGGGGUGGCGCCAGCAGCAGCCGUGGCAGCCGGGACGGUUAAGAGUGGACAGAGCGACAGUGAGCAAGGAGGGCCAGGGGCUGAGGCAUGCCCCGAAAACAAGAAGAGGGUUCACCGCUGUCAGUUUAACGGGUGCCGCAAAGUUUAUACAAAAAGCUCCCACUUAAAGGCCCACCAGAGGACUCACACAGAUGUCAGGUUUUGUGCCACUGAGUGACUGCUGGUUGGGAAAGGAAGACUCGUUCAGAGAAGCCCAGAGGAAGACCGAGCAUUACAUAAGAGAAGGGGAGCAAAGCGAAGCAGCAGUCAAAAGCAGCAUGGAUGAUUCAGAGAAAAGAAAGUUGCUUUUUUUCUUUUUGAACAGGGUGUUUAUUGAUGCUGGUCAUCGUUUUAAAUGAUGCCAAUGUGAUAAUACACUAAUUUAUAUAAAUAGAUGUCCUAAUUCAAGGUCAGGCAUAUCAGCAGGACAAAAUUAAAUACCUCAGCCUGAAACGGUAGGGGGCCAAUCGACCACUUUCCACCUCCUCAGCGCCAUAGAUAAGAAUUCUUUGAAUUUAUACAAUAACAACUGAAACAGGGCAAUUUAAAGACAUUAAAGAACCUUUAAUAUGCUGAGACACAUGGCUGCUAAUGAAGUUUAUCCAUGUGUUGAGGCAGAAACUCAUUAAAACCCUAUUAUGGGAUGGAAAUUGGAAUAAGGGUUAACUGUUCCAUUCACAAGGUAGAGAGUUUAAUAGGUUAGAUAGUUUGGAUUUAGCAUUUCAAGAGUUUAAGAGGAAGAGUUUGAAAAGAAGGGGUAUGAAUGAGGUGGUAGAAAACAAGUGACAGGAGAAUCUUAUGAUUCAGGAAAAUCUUUGGGUUCACCACAUGCUAAUUUAGCAAUAUGCUAGCUCUUAACAUUUAUGAAGAUAAAUGUAGGUAAAUAUGUAUUGGGGAGAAUGGCUUAACCUCAGCAUAUACACAAGCACAUUUAUUUUAUUAUUAUAAUAUAGCAAUAAAUGUAGGCUUUGUGGGGUGCCAAUUCCAGAUGUCCUUUCAAUGGAUAGUUGAUAGUCAUAAAGUAAAUAAACAUGGGGGGAAAAAACACAUGAAAUUAAAUAAAUAUGUCAUCAUAAGCCAUAUUUAUUGAACACUCACUAUACUAGACACUAUCCCUUCCCCCAUCUCUGAGGAUCUUACUUUCUAAUGCAAAAGCCUGAAAUACAGUUUCAUGAAGAUAUUUGGAACCUGAUUUCAAAAGAGAAUAGAGCAUGGAUUGUGGGUGGGAGGUAGGUAGGAAGGAAGAGAAAAGAGGAAUCAGAAAAGGCAGAGGUUUCAGAAAAGGCAGUGGAGGUAAUAGAAUUUAAGAAAUUCUAACAUUUAAAAGUUAGGUUAGCUCUGUUUGAUAGGGAAUAAAAAGAAGAUCAUGAAGGGAUGACAUUGGGAAGGCCAAGUGUGAACUUAAAAAAAAAAACCUGUUCUCUUUAAUAAAUAAUGUAUAGAAGCUGUUUCUGUUAUAAUAAGAGUGUUAAUGAUAAUGAUAAUCGUGGUUAUCCUGUACAUAUUAUACUAGGAGGUGUGAGGAGAGCUAAAUGGAGCUUUGUAAAGAGAUGAUAUUAUAAAAACUAAUUGGUGGCAGGCAGUAUUUUCCUUAUGCUUUCUUAAGUUGAAAUAGCAAUGGAGUUUCUAUUUGAAUAAAAAAAAAAAGGAGUUAAAGUCCUGUGUAAUAAAAAACAAACAUAAAACCUUUUUUAAAAAAAAAUUUUGAAAUAAUCCUUUAAAAAAAUAGUUAAACAGUAAGGACAAAUGAAAAAAUGUUUCUGAAAUGUUGUAUCAUUCUUUGAAAAAUAUCCAGUUUGAAUUUCAUACGUAUUGUAGUGAAACCUUGCAAAUGGAUCAAGAGGAAGCAAACUUUUCAUACAAUGAAGUUAAUUCUAAAAAGCAGAUGGAACUCUUUGGGAAUCCUGCCCACCAGGGGUGUAAUGGGACUCGAGCUCUGCCAGGGUGCCCAGGGCCAUGUGGAGAAGCCUGGCCUCCCUAGCCAGGUAAUUUCAAUUUGUCCCCAGCCUGAUGGAGGUGAUCUGGAUGGCCCUCGGCAGACUGUUCCCUAAAAUCUCAGUUCCUUCUUCAUGCCCCGCUUAGGAGCCCUAUAUGAUGCUGUCCUGUGCUGAGUCACUUCCUGCCUUAGAAGACUUCCUCUACCCUCCUUACAUCAGAAAAGAUCUGGUAGUGAUAUGCUGUUGAUUGAUAGAGUAUGCAUCCAUCUGUGAACUCUUUUAUUAUUUUUUAAAAAUCUUCAAUAACGGGAGACUGUUAAUAGAAUUCAGGAAUCUGCAAGCAAGUAGGGAGACAAGCUGGGGGUGUGCUGGGAGCUGGAGCAGCAUUCCCCACCUCUUCUCCCAGCCCUCCUCCUCCCCUGCUGCUGAAUUUUCUGCAUUUUCUAAGAGUAACUUCUUUUCAACCAUCUAAAAAUGUUGGUGGAAGCAAGACCAUUCAAAGCAAUCAAAAGUUUUUAAGGUGCUAGUUAUUUGGCCAACCAGUGGCAGAGUUACUCCCCAGUCCCUGCAGUGUCCCCAUGUUUGAUUGUCAAUGUUAGGACCUGACUAGCUUUUAUAAUGCAGGUCAACUCACCUAAAUUAUUUACGAGUGUCUUCAGUGAGAAUAAGCUUUCUGUGGUCUGUUCCCUGUUUCUUUUCACCUUACUUCUUUCUCCUUCACCAUCUGUGCUUAUUGAGGUAGGUUUCGUGGGGACUGACCCAAGUUGGCCCCCAUAAGUUUUUCGGGGUGGAAAGCCAGGGCUUUCAAUUAUGGGUUCCUUGUGGAGCCUAGGUCCAGCUUGGACCUCAACCAGGCUGACUUGGCAGAUAGCCUUCCUUUUUGGACCCUGUAUCUUUUGCUUCUUCCCUUCACAAGUUACCUGCUUUCAGGUUAGACCCCUGUUAUUUUCUUUGCAAAAUGAAAUACAUUCUAAUUUAAAAUGCAUUUUAUGUUAUAAACAAUAUCAUGAAAUGUAUACUUAGGCUUUUGCUCUUUCUGCCUUCAGAACAUGUUCUCUUUCCAUUACUAUAAUUGACAGUGAAUUUAUGGAAUUCAGUAAAGUAAAACAAUUACCUGAAUUGUUUUCAGGAAAACAGUAUAAAAUCUUUUCAAAUCCCAAGUUUGUUGUAAUAGAAUUGUUUCUAUUUCACAAAGUGAGCAAAACAUGAUACAAGCCAUCAGUUCUUUUAUUGAGGGCAGGAAGCCAGACGCCAUCUUCAGUUGAGAAAGUCCUUUUCUUUCGUGGUAAAGUAUUGCCCAGUUAGGGAUGUUAUGGUGUCUGAUGUCUUCCUCUGAGUCUUGCCAUUUGCAUAUCUGGGAAAUUUUGUAAGAAGGACUAUAGAUUGUCCCAAAAUUGAAGCCACAAUUAAGUGACAGAGGUCCUAGGAGUCUAACGGGUGCCCUAAAAAUUGUAGCUAUAUAAUCUGUUCCCUGAUUAAUAGAACCCAAGACAAAUGUUCACUGUGGUACAUAAUCUAGUUUACGAGAUGCAGGAUGGACUUUUUUUGGAUUGCAAUGCAACAAUUGUGUUUAAAAAUUUUUUGUCUUCAUUUUGUGUGUUCACGUAGUUUAAUGUCACCUCACUGCAAUUCAUUACUGUGAUUAUGAACUUACAACAUGGUGUUUGAAUCCCCUUACUAUGGGAUACGCACACUCUUCAACUGUACUCAACUUCUGUCAUAGAAAGGAAAUAAUGAUUGUUCAUAUUGUAUUCUCAGUUGGUCAUGAGCCUCUUGAAACACUAGUAUUGGUAAUUUAAAAAGAGCAACAAAAGAUACAUCUCCCUCCUCUGAUAUAGGUAAUAAGACAUUUUAUGUUCCUCGUGUUCAGGAGAGAGUGUCAGAAAAUCGAUAUGAAUAAAUUCAAGUACACAGAGGAUUCAACCUAUUGAAAAUGUAGUGUAUGGCAAAAUGACAGUAUGUAUUGUUAAAUAUUUUCUGCUUCACCCACAUAAAUAUUGGCAUGUAGAAAAGGUACCAUAGACUACUGACAGGUUUAGGGAGAAGGUGAUUUGCUGACUUUUUUGUUUUUUUCAUUCUUUGUUGUUGUUUAGUGCCUCAAGACUUACAGCUAAUCUAAAUUUGAAACUAAAUACUGUCAUUACAGAAGAUUUUUUUCUGAGUUCUUCCAAUUUCUCUGGGGACAAAAUAAUGGCCGCUUGAAGCAGAGGAGAAACAGUAAUUAGGGCAAAUAGUAAUACUGUGCAUGAUUGAGGAAAAUGUGAGGAAAGGAGGGAGAAAAUGCAACAGACAGACUUGUACAGCCUGUUACUAGGAAACCACAUCAGCAUUAAAUACAGUGUGCUAAUUGGCUAUCCUGUUUCUGCCUGGGUACCAGCCUGGGCCUGCUACACAGCUGUUUCUGCUCUUUCUGGUUGCUAGGUAACUGCAUCAUUUCCCCCGCCACCCCCCUUUUGUAUUCUGGAGGCUAAUUGGCUACUUCUGCUCUUGGUGUUGCUGCUGGGUACCAGUCUGGGCCUGCUGCUCUGCUGUUUUCCAAAGGGAUUUAAUGGGGAAAGGGGAGGGAGGAGGGAAAGGAAGAUAUGCUGGCAAUUAAUGGAGCAUAAGUGCAAAUUCUACACAGUGUCUGGCACCUGCGUCCCCUCAUCCUGCUUUCUCAACUAAAUCCUUUAGCUAUGAAAACACAUUAGAACUUGAAGUCUUUCUUUUCUCUGCAUACCUUUCGAAUGUAGUUCAAAAGAACCAAAACAUUUGAAGAUUUUUUACUUAAAUGAUGGAUUCAGUCUUCUUACAAAAGAACUGGCAAAUCAUUACACAUCUACAUUUGAUAUGGGCUCUAAUAGAAUUUGCACAAACAUUAAAAUAAAUAACAAAGCAACAUCUUUAACAUCUUCAUGAUAGUGACGCUUUAUCUCUUAAAUGGACCAAAUUCUUAUGAAAGCCAAUUUUCUUAAUAUCAUACAGAAUAUAAACAAGAAAUAAAUUGGACUAAAGCAAUUAUGGGAUUUUCCUAACUGUUUUAGUCAUUAAGAAGGAGUAAAGGGAAGCUUCUAGACCGAUGCCCUUCCAUUAUGGAUUUAAUUUCUCUGAUGUGCACUGCUCAUGUCUCAGGUACUUUUUAGGAAUGCAUUGCAUUCACACAGAAAUAAUACAUGCACACCUUAUUUUCUUUCCUUAUAGCAAAUUAAUAAAUGUGGACAGAGUAAACCUAAAAUCAGUUUUGUGAUUUUAAAAAUGUAUAAUUACUUUCCAUGUAGGUGUGUGUCCUAAGUAGAGAUUUCCAUUUCAUCAUAAUUGAAAUUCACUGGAAGUGUGGGGAGGGAAGUUCUUCAGAAGUGAAGUGAUGCAUCAAGGAGGUUUCACUUUAAAUGAUUGAGAAAGUGUAUGUAAAUUCGGGGCCCUUGAAGAGGCAACUUCAUCCCCCUGGGAAGGACCACUUUAUUGAGAUAACUCAGAGCAUGUUUUGUGACCGUGCACAGAGAUAGUUAGCAAAGGCAACUCUUAUUUGAUGCUAAUGGCUGGUACUGGUUUCCCAUACUAAUGAGAUCUCCUGUUGCCCAUCAAAAGUGAAGCAGGCAGAGCUCUCUUCUGAGCACCAAGCCCUGCCACUGUGAGAUCAGAUCAGGUUCUGAGAAUCAUUUCUGCUUAGGUAUCCUUAAAAUAGGUAGAAGGCCUCAAACAAGGCUAGGAUGAUGGAGAGAACAUUGCAGGUUCCAUAAAUCUUAAGGAAACCAGCUUGCCCUUAGUAGUAUUCAAACUGAAAAAGGAAAACCGUGUUAUAAAAGGAUAACCUCAGAGCAGGUGUAAUACUAUUUCUGCUAUCCCUAUUGAAAGGACCAGUUGGGAAUCACUCACAAGUAUUUGUCCAUUGAAAAGACUUAACCAUUUGAUCAUGAGAAGCCAUCAGAGGCUGAAUGAUCCUUCAUUGCUUGAUAUGUUUUAUAUUCUGACUUUGUGAGGGGGUGGUUUUGAUUGAGUGUUUAGUCUUUGUUGAUGGCAGAUUGUCAGAGGAACAACUUUCUGUGUAUAUUAUGGAUUAUCCCUAGUAGACCAGUGCAGGACCUGGAGUGAAGAGUCCAAAGAAUUUCUGGGUCUGUCUUGCCCACCACUUUUCACCCUUCCAUUGGGUGUGGUUGCAGGUCUGCAUUCCAGCUCUGGGAAGACCUGAGAAACCUGAGGCAGGGGUCUUUGAGGGCUGCAGCAGCCGUGGUUAGCCCCAGCUGCAAACACACAUCAGCACCCACUGCCCAGCAUCUUCUCUUCAUGCUCUUUGGACAGGCAGGUCUUUAUUCUUUGACUGUCUCCAUGUUUAAAGCAACAGUGGGAGCACAGAAAUGCCUGGGGGUUGAGGAAAGGAGAUACUCUACGUAGCUGCUUCAGCCGUUCAAUUCUCCGCAGUGGUGAAACCUGCUUUGUUAAUUCUCAUCUCCACACAAGCUGUUACCUUUUACAUGAGGUCAGUCAGUUGGCUAACCUGGAAAAGAAGAAUCUGAUGGCUGCUAGCUGCCCAGUAGAGCUGCUGCUGAUACAUACUAUACCUUUGUGCAAAUCAGAAAGAGGUUCCCCUUCCGUGGGGCAGGUUCAGCCUUGUGCUUAGGAGUGGAGCUGGAUUCAGCACCCCUAGCCCUUCAGCGGGACACCCUGUGCUCACAAACUCCUGUGGUUGCCCGCUCACCACCGGGCUGAUCCCCUCCGCGAGACUCCCCUGACUCUUCAAGAAGUUGUGAGGCUAAUGAGGUUCCGGGAGAACAUGGAAGUCACAUGACUGUUCAAGGGCAUAUGUAUGGGGGCCUUCUCUCAGUGCCUAAAGAGGCCAUUAUGUGUGACAGCAAACCUUUUAGCCCAGCCAUUCUCCUUCACUGUGAGAUCAUUAGUUGCCUAAUGCAGUGAUUCUCAGCUUGGGCCGAUUUUGCCCUGAGGGGACAUUUGGCAAUGUCUGGAGACAUUUCUGGUUGUCACAUCCAGGGGAGGGGGUUGCUACUGGCAUCUGGUGAGUGGAGGGCAGGGAUGCCUCUAAACAUCUUAUAUUCUACAGGACAGUCUCCACGACAAAGAACCCUGGGGCCCCAAAUGUCAACAGAGAGGUUGAGAAACUCUGGCCUAAUGCAACCUCGGUUGUCCUUUGCUGCUUCUCUUUGCGUCACUCUGCACUGCUUGCAGAAUAUUUCCUCAUCCUUUUAAGGCUCCCAACCAGAUCUUGCCUUGACUUUUUUAUGAUUGUUUAAAAAUUGACAAAAUAUAAAUAUCGUACAAUUUAUUAUUUCUAUCCAUACUUAGAAGAUGUGCUGUUUCCCCCCUGACCACAUGAGGCACAUCUCUCCAUCUCUGCUAGAAGCUUCACUUUCUAGAUUUAACAUUCAUGAUUGUGACUCUUCACAAGAGACAUCCCUCCCCUUUCGCUGAAGGCUCCGGACCUGUAAUAAUUUGAGAUUUUGCUGAGGCAGAGAUUUGAAUGGUGUGAGCUGCCAGGCUGGUGUGUGAGAGGGAAGCUUUCAGUCAGGAAAUGGGCCUCACUGACUGGGCUCUCACGAUCAUCUUCUACCUGUCCUCUCCUGUACCGCAGCCUCACUGAAAUACAACAAUCAUGUCCUUGUUAGCAAAAUGAAGGUACAGAAAUAAGACUGAGAAUAAGCAUUUUUAGUCAGAAAAUAGAACUUUCAUUGGGAACACUGCAUUGCCCUGCUGUGUGCUGCAUCAGUGCAUUUCCUAACAUUCACUAUUCCCUUUCACACCAGCAGCAUGAGGGAAGCAAAGCAUUCUGAGUUCUCAGGGAGAAAGGUGCUCUCUCAGGUAGAAGGAUUUAAAUGGCAUUCUCUAAUGGACACAGCCUUUACACUUGCGUUUUGUUAAAGGAUGUGAAUUAUGCAUUGGCCUUUCAGCCACAUUCACAUGCAUAGAAAAUAACAUUUUCAGACGUGUCAUCCCCAGACACAAUGGACAAGAUGCUGUUAUAAUUGUGUGGCAUUGUCCUUGCUUUUUUGGAGAUAAUGCUGCUGACAUUAUUCCUCUCAUACAUGUGAAUGUGGCUGUAGGGAGUGCGUGACAUCUGUCUUUCACACUGGUUAGCUUAUCCCUUGCCACUUGGAGAGGUUGCGAUUAGUGAGCUGGCCUCCUGGGUCAUGGGAAGUGCCAUGUUUUGGAUCAUAGUGAUUAUCAGACCUUAGUUUUAGGCCCCUUAGGGAAUUAGUAAUAUUUUACCUUGAUGACCUAAAGAUACAGUGGUUAUUUAGUUAGCUCCACAAAGCAGAUGUGCUAAAGACAGGGUAGGCUGAGGCAUCUCUGCUCAAAUUGGCUUCAGGAAUGAGAAGGCAAUUGGGUACCAAGCCUGGGAAUGGCUGCCUCCACAUUAUUGCUUAACCCAAGUAAGUAAGCAAUAAUAGUAUCACUUUAUUUAUCUUUCUAGCCUACGAAGUGGUUUGUCAUACCUCAUUUCAUUUACUCCUCACUUACUGUGGGGUAAGUAUUCUCAGUGUUCCCGUUUUAUAGAUGAGGCAACACUCAAGAGAAUGAUUUUUCAGUUUUCUCCAUUGAACUAUAGAGGCUACUUCAUUCUGUUUUUCCUUUAGAAAUCAGUACUUUUGGGGGCCUAAAUUAAAACAAGAUAUAAAUGAAUAUAGUUGUUUGUAUGGUUCACCAAGUUAAAUGGCUUAAUAUUUGCAUUCUACUUAUUUCAUAGAUAUGCCCAAUAAUGCUACUGUCUUACUUGCCUAGUAGGACCACAAAUUCAGAAUAAGAACAUGGAAUAAUUGUCUUGUAUAUUUUAAUUGAA
This is a messenger RNA of Manis pentadactyla (Chinese pangolin), 9700 nucleotides long. RefSeq names its product KLF transcription factor 7 (gene KLF7). Lineage: Eukaryota; Metazoa; Chordata; Mammalia; Pholidota; Manidae. The transcript has 3 exons. The record is from RefSeq and is a predicted model, not a curated record. Gene Ontology annotation, biological process: regulation of transcription by RNA polymerase II. The coding region runs from base 420 to 1172 and encodes 250 amino acids. Gene Ontology annotation, molecular function: DNA-binding transcription factor activity, RNA polymerase II-specific; RNA polymerase II cis-regulatory region sequence-specific DNA binding.